AUGGGUAAUGGAUGGCAGGGAGGGCAUGGGAUGCAGCACCACGGCGGUGGGCACGGAAUGCAGCACCACGGUGGUGGGCACGGGAUGGAGCACCACGGCGGUGGGCACGGGAUGCAGCACCACGGAGGGCACGGCAUGCAGCACCACGGCGGGAUGAAGCACCAAAACAAGCUUAUGGCUCCUCAGGUUCCACCACACCAUGUCUUCAUGAUUCCCGGUCAUGGUAGUGGCAAUGGCCAUGCAAUGGUGGUGAAGGAGAAUUGGCGAGUCAGCAACAGCAGCAGCACCCACCACAAGGCCGGGUGGGGGAGUAAGGGGCUUUGA
Molecule: messenger RNA, 324 nt
Organism: Arabis nemorensis
Lineage: Eukaryota; Viridiplantae; Streptophyta; Magnoliopsida; Brassicales; Brassicaceae
Source: the annotation of a GenBank genome assembly